Messenger RNA from Pararge aegeria (speckled wood butterfly), 1940 nucleotides. RefSeq names its product mitochondrial uncoupling protein 4 (gene Ucp4A). Gene Ontology annotation, biological process: response to cold. The record is from RefSeq and is a predicted model, not a curated record. The transcript has 7 exons. Lineage: Eukaryota; Metazoa; Arthropoda; Insecta; Lepidoptera; Nymphalidae. Bases 355 to 1305 code for a protein of 316 amino acids.
AGAAUAGUCACAAGUCGGUAGCGAUGUGAGUCGGACGGCAGCAGCUGUUCGGUUCUCGUCUACGCGCUCUUUCGCGCCGCGCGGCAGGUUACCACGAAAUUGGACCAAACGCGUACUUUGCACCCUUUCUAACUCGCUCUUGCCCGCAUCAUUUAUCCUUCUCCGAUAUUUUCCUUCGUGAUAAUAUAAUAUAGCUUGUCAUUGAUGCAAUCAGUUCAAUGUUUACAUUGUGCCGUAUCAAGCGAUGAAAAUUCAUAACGAGUUUGUAAAUCGUUAACACCGCCGGCUGAGAUAGUGUUUUUACGAGGUAUUAUGGGCAAUAAAGAGCUGAUAGCGAGGUGAUAAAAUAAGAAGAUGCCCGUACUCCGCAACGCCGACCACCCCGCGUCGAAGGCCACCGACUCCGUGGCCGCUCGAUACGGUGUGGCCGUUUUAGGGUCCUGGGCGGCCGAGACAGCUACUUACCCGUUUGACCUAACAAAAACAAGGCUACAAAUACAGUCGGAAGUGGCCUCCGCUAAACAUGGAUAUAAGUUGGAGAAUCUCGGGAUGAUAAAAACCGCAGUUGGCAUCGCGAAACAGGAAGGCGUGCUGAAGCUAUGGACGGGUCUGAUGCCAAUGUUCCAACGUCACGCAAUCUACUCGGGUUGUCGGCUCAUCUUGUACGAACACUUCCGUGACGCCUUGAAAGAUGAAGAUGGUAAAAUGUCUUUGGGGGCCGCAUCUAUAGGCGGGCUGGCGGCGGGUUCUCUGGCGCAGCUGAUCGCGUCUCCCACUGACCUGGUGAAGGUCCAGAUGCAGGCAGAAGGGCGACGGGUCCUGCAGGGCAAACCUCCACGUUUCACCAAUUGCCGACAGGCCUAUAAGCUAUUGUAUUCUGAAGCUGGCUUAUUAGGCUUUUGGAGAGGUGCUAUACCUAACGUACAGCGUGCGGCAUUGGUCAACAUGGGAGAUCUAGCAGCCUAUGACUACAGUAAGCAGUUCCUGAUACGGGAGUUCGGUAUGGCAGACACCCUGUUGGUACACGCGAUGUCCGCCUUUGCCGCCGGUUUCGUGGCCGCAGUUGUGGGAACACCUGCUGACGUGCUAAAGACUCGGCUAAUGAACCAACCCGUGGGACCAGAUGGAAGAGGCACUCUAUAUCGUGGCAUGAUCGACUGCGUCCAACAAUCCGUGAAAAAUGAAGGUAUACUAUCGCUGUACAAAGGUUUCCUCCCGCUUUGGAUGAGGCUGGGUCCGUGGGCUUUGAUCAACUGGAUAGCUUUUGAGAACAUCAUGCUGGCCAUCGGAGGACAUACAUUUUGAUUUCCAUAUUUUAUUAUCCUGGAAUAUUUUGAACAGGGCCAUAAUUUAUUCAAUUUAGAUGGAAUUGGGAUAAUGUACAGGGGAAUAUGUGCAGUUUAAGUGUGAGUUAUAUCAGGACUUCCUGAUUUUUCUUGCUUUUAAAAAUAUAAUUUCCUGUAUAGAGAAACACCAAAACUUUCACGAGUAAAAGACGUAAGUUUUAAUGUGAUAUGUUAUCUGCAUUAUUGUAUGUUUAGUAAUAUAGAAAUAUAUUAUGGCAAUGUUACAUUUAAUAGCAUAUACAUAUUAUGACAUUUUAUUAUAGUUAUUAUUACAAAUGGAUGGGUAUAAAAACGACAAUACUUUAAUACAAUUAGUAUUUUUUAUAUAUACAAAAAUAACAGUUCAAAUGAAGGAAGGAUGUUUUUACCCCAAAUUAAUAAUAAAAUUAUUAAUGUUGCUCUACUUUAUAUCUUGUAAAGAAAACGUGCUUUCAUUAUUAGUGUAAGAAGCAGUAAGCACAAAAUAUGUUUUUUGAAUGUGUUAAUUUAGUGAGACGGUAUUUAAAAUACUCAAUAGCACAAGUUUGAUGUAUUUCAUAAGUAUAAUCGCAGCUAUAGUGAAUUUAAUACAUUGACUUAAUAAAAUUUCACUUA